This is a messenger RNA of Orycteropus afer afer, 1359 nucleotides long. It is a transcript of the gene VSIG1, whose product is annotated as V-set and immunoglobulin domain containing 1. The record is from RefSeq and is a predicted model, not a curated record. Gene Ontology annotation, biological process: epithelial cell morphogenesis; maintenance of gastrointestinal epithelium. Gene Ontology annotation, cellular component: plasma membrane. Lineage: Eukaryota; Metazoa; Chordata; Mammalia; Tubulidentata; Orycteropodidae.
AUGUUUGAGGAACUGCAAGGAGACCAGAGUGACUACAGAGGAGUGAACGAGGCGGAGAGUAGUGGAGAUGAGGUGACAGGGGCAACAAAAGGCCAAUCAUGUUGUCGGCAACCCACUCAAACACCUAUUGAGUGCAUCCUUAGCCGAAUAGUGAGGCUUGAGGAGGAGGAUACACACUGCACAAUUUAUCGAGGCCUAGCAACUCAGGAUAGUGUCGUGAAUGUGACUAUUGGAUGUGAUGCCACUCUCAUCUGCACCUACACCACUACUGUGACCUCCCUGGAGAAGCUUGUCAUCCAGUGGUCUUUCUUCCGUAAGGAGUUGCAGCCUGUUUCCCACAGCUCGUGCCUCAAUACUGAGGGUAUGGAGGAAAAGGCAGUCAGUCAGUGUCUAAAAAUGGCGCAUGCAAGAGACGCUCGGGGAAGAUGUAGCUGGACCUCUCAGAUUUACUACUCUGAAGGUGGACAAGCUGCAGCUAUUGGGCGAUUUAAAGAUCGUAUCGUAGGGUCCUCCCAACCGGGUAAUGCAUCUAUCACCAUUUCUAAUAUGCAACCAGCAGAUACCGGGAUUUACAUCUGUGAUGUUAACAAUCCUCCAGACUUUGUUGGCAAAAACCAAGGCAUCCUCAGCGUCAGAGUGUUAGUCAAACCUUCUAAGCCCUUUUGUAGUAUUCAAGGAAUACCAGAAACUGGUCAUCCUGUUUCACUCACUUGCCUCUCUAUGAUUGGAACACCUGCUCCUGCAUACUACUGGUACAAACGUGAGGGAAAAGACAUCAUUCCAGUGAAAGAAAGCUUCAACCCAGACACCGGGAUUUUGGUUAUUGGAAAUCUGACAAAUUUUGAAAAAGGUUAUUACCAGUGCACAGCUAUCAACAGCCUUGGUAAUGGUUCCUGCGAAAUUGACCUAACAGCUUCAUAUCCAGAAAUGGGAAUUGUUGUGGGGGCCUUUGUGGGUAGCCUGGCAGGUGCUGCCAUUAUCAUUUCUGCUGUGUGUUUCGCAAGAAGCAAGGCAAAGGCAAAGCAAAGGAAAAGAAAUCCUAGAACCACCACAGAGCUGGAACCAAUAACAAAGGUAAACCAGAAUACAGAGUGCGAGACAGUGCCACCUGAAGAAGCCAUCCAGGUAGAAGCAACUCAGCCACCUUCCACCCCUGAGGCGGACCCUACAACUCUCCUGGAGCUAGACCGUGAGCCUGCUCUGAAGCCUGGUGCAGGGCCUGUGCCUGCACCUGUCCCUGGGCUUGACAUCGUGCCCGGGCUGGAGCCGAAGCCGGUGCCGGAGCCAGUGCUGGCCCCAGGGCCAGGGCCGGAGCCGGAACCUGGGGUGGCAGUUGGGCCCCUCUGUGAUGAGAAGUGA